CAGGUUUAGAUCCCACUCACAUCCUUUCUUUAUCUGCGUCAUCCUUCUUCUCCUUCCUUGGAAUGGAGCGAGACGGAGAGCGGCACUACCGGUGAAUCCAUGUGGCUGUUGCUCUCGUGGAAGCAUCAGACACAGCAUUGGCUUCUUGUUCUAUAGCUGAGCUGGUUUAGGACGUGGGCGAUGGACCUCAGCUCGCUCGUCGAGGUGCUAAUGCACGGGGAGGAGCAAUUGAGGCAGCUCGAAGCGUGCCUCGAUGUGCAUUCGCCUGUGGAGCACAAGAAGCAGCUCGUGCUGCAGGCGCAGUCUCACUUCAAGCGGGCUAUUUCCAUGGCCAAAUCCAUCGACCACGAGCGGUUCCGGCAGGGGCCCGGCGCCAGCGCCGCAGCGUUGGACUCGCCGCGUUCCAACAGCGGCGGGAGCGACAACUCCGACAAGGCCCUGAAGGAACAGGAGCGCAGGGAGAUGUGCAAGAAGAGGAAGACUCUGCCGAAAUGGACCAGCCAGAUUCGAAUCUCGUCGAGCGAAGGGGUGGAUGGGCUCGACGACGGCCAUAGCUGGAGAAAGUACGGGCAGAAGGAGAUCCUUGGAGCCAAGUACCCAAGAAGCUACUUCAGAUGCACUCACCGCAACACCGUCGGAUGUUUCGCCAUGAAGCAAGUGCAGAGAUCCGACGACGACCCCUCCGUCUUCGACAUCACGUACCGAGGAGAGCACACUUGCCCCCAGAAGCCGCGAACCGUCGCGACCUCGGCCCUGCACCGACCAGACAUCCACCAAAGCCAGCAGCGUCCUCGUCAAGAUCAGCAGCUGCUUUUGAGCUUCCAAACCAGCCUGAAGGUGAAGACAGAAGGCUCGAGCUUCGAAGACCCAGACCAGAAUUCUCCCUUCUCCUUCUCUUCGACCCCGAUGAGCACUUUGUGUACGCCCCCAACCCCAGAGAACAAGUUCAUGGGCAGCUUCUCGGCUGCGUUCCCCUCGCCUGCAACCUCGGAAUCAAAGCACUUCUCGCCAUCACCAUGCCGGGUGAGCAGCUUCGGAGACGCUCCACCUCUGCAUAUAACAGAGUCCGACCUCAGUGACUUCAUCUCUGCCACGACCUCAGCAGCCACCUCCUCCGCCAUGGACAUCGCCUUCAUGCUCGACUCAGUGGGGUUCGACCCAGCUUUCCAUUUCGAUGCUUCGAGCUUCCUCCAUAACCUGUGACCGACAGAGAAGCAGAGCAGUACGUGAAGCCCCUUCUCAAUCAUUUUGAGGAAUUCUUCCCUUAUAACAUAAGUAGAAUUUGCAAUGGCAUCUGCUGCUGCCUUUUUGCUAUAGAUUUUAACUUGAAUUUGGUGUUUCAAUUAGCAGUGUGUAGAUGAGAGAUGAUGUACUCUGUAGUAGAACAUAUUCGUAGUGUGAUGCUUGUGAUUGGAACUCCAGCAUCUCAAGCUAAAUCUAUUUCCUUGGAAUGUCA
Molecule: messenger RNA, 1456 nt
Organism: Musa acuminata subsp. malaccensis (wild Malaysian banana)
Lineage: Eukaryota; Viridiplantae; Streptophyta; Magnoliopsida; Zingiberales; Musaceae
Product: transcription factor WRKY19
Biological process (GO): regulation of DNA-templated transcription
Cellular component (GO): nucleus
Molecular function (GO): transcription cis-regulatory region binding; DNA-binding transcription factor activity
Source: RefSeq, a predicted model, not a curated record